Brassicogethes aeneus is the source of this 1548-nucleotide messenger RNA. The record is from the annotation of a GenBank genome assembly. Lineage: Eukaryota; Metazoa; Arthropoda; Insecta; Coleoptera; Nitidulidae.
AUUUACCUUCUGUUAUUUCCACAUUAAAAAGUUUUAUUUUACAAUAAUGGUAUUUCCUCACACAUACAGAAACGAACACACUGAAACCAUUACAACAAAUUUUACAUACGGCAGUUGGUACGCUGAACAUGUGAGAUUUAAAAUUCCUAUUCAACCCACCCUCCUGAAACUCCUUAAGGAAAUCGAUGGACACGAGAACAAAUUCAGGCACAAUUUGGCCAAAGCUAUAAGCUUCAAAACCAUACCGACAGAUCCAAAAUAUAGCAAGGAAAUUUACGGAAUGAAAGCUUACGUGGAGUCUUGGUUCAGUAAAUUGGGGAUAAGGAAUGAAAGUUUUGAUGUUGGGUCAACGGAAAUUAAUGGAAAGACUAUCACGUUACCUCCUAUUACUUUAGGAAGAUUGGUUAAACCUGGAGGUAACAAGAAAACACUAUGCGUUUAUUUGUACUUGGAUGUCAAGGAUCAAAAGGAUAUUGAAGGUUGGGAAACGGACCCAUUCACUAUGGUUGAAAAAGACGCGAAGUAUUAUGGAGCUGGAGCAGCUUCUUCAAAGGGAAAUUUUUUGUGUUGGAUGCACUGCCUUGAGUCGUUUCAAACUGAGAACAUCGAAAUUCCCGUUAAUAUAAAGUUUAUCUUAGAAUCAGCAUACACGCUCAACAGUCCAGGAAUGAUGAAAUUUUUGGUCGCCAAAAAACAAGACUUUUUCAACGAUAUAGACUACGUGGUUACGAAUAUUUCAGAAUGGCUGGGUCCAAAAUACCCAAGUAUAGUAUACGGCGGCGUAGGGUAUUUGUAUUUUACAUUGACCGUCCAAAAAACUGAGGAUUCCACAACAGAAAUUGAAGAUGACGCUCAAAAUAUAUUUAAAACAAUGGUUAACGAAAAGAAUAGAAUAACAAUUCCGCAUUUUAAUGAUUUUGUCGAUCAAGUAACCCCAGACGAAGAGAGGGUGUAUGAAUCUAUUAAAAAUUUUGACCCGGAAGAAAUAAUACCUCUUUUACCUCCAAACAAACAGAAAUGGGACAAAGUUCGAAUUCUCAUGGACUUUUGGAGACAACCGUCCAUGAGCGUAGACGAGUCGCAAAAAUGCAUUUGCCCCGACGAAAUGCCCAUAAUAAAGCAAGAAUUCACCGUGAAAGUUGUACCGAAACAAAUUUUAGAGCAUUCCGUUAACCUCGUUAAUACGCACGUUAAAAAUACCGUCAACAAGUUGAACAUCAAAAAUAAAGUCGAAGUUGCGUUGGUGGCUUCGGUGAAACACUGGCAGGAGAGCAUGUAUCAAAAUUUGUACCAGGCAGCCAGAAGAGCAACUAUUCAAAUCUAUAAGGAAGACCCAGAUAUGAUUCGUGAAGACAGAGGUAGAGUUAUUAUAACAAUUUUGAAGAUAGUGUUUGAGAAACCAGUACUUUGCAUGCCCUUAAUACCCCAUGGUUGUAAUAAAAAAGUGGCCAAUGAACAUAUACCAAAAAAGAAUUUCAUGGAAGCAACCAAACUCCUAGCGGCUUUUCUGUUGCAAGUAAAGGACAUGAAAAAAUAAACCAAUAAAUU